CAUAGUGCACAAUAUCCUGAUUUGUUUAACAUAACCACGGACUUCGUGUUUGUUUAGUAUUGUGAAAACCCAAUUCCACUGAUUAGUUUUUGAUAUUAGACCAACACACAUUUAGUGAAUAAUUUAAGCGCGUUUGAUGAACACCACCUUAGAGCCGUGUAUAUUUCCCUGCUUUGCCCACCUUUAAUUUAGCCACCAUAGUUUCCUAAUCUCAUCAUCCAAAUCCAGAAUAUCGCCUUUGAAAAGGAACCAAGGUAGGUUAUACGCAGCGCUGUUUUCUGCUCCGUUACAUCGCGGAGGUCGCUUCAAGCCUAUUGUAAGCGAGCAAUAGCAUCCCCCGCCCCGCCCCCUACCCAUUUCAGGAUGGACCGAGCCAUUCAGAGCGCAGAAUGGGGGACAAGGCGUAGGGAAAGGAAGAGAAAGCAGGCGAAACAAGGAAGAGUCUGUGAAAAAUUCAAAGGCGAGCCGCGAGGUCUACUUCUUGCUGCCUUCCAGGCCAUCCUGGAAGGCAGCCCGCACAGAAAGAACACCCUGCCCGCCGUUCUUCAACUCCCCCCCCCUCUGCGUUAGCAAGAAGUGGGAAGGACGGAGCUCGGCGCCGCUUCUGGCUGCGGUGGCAGCAAUUCGGCCGUGGGAGAGUUUUCAUUCAAUGUGCGGAGGAAGCCCGGGGGCGCGUGCACCGCGUCGCCUUCGCAAGCCGUGCAAUUCCUCCGUGGUCUCUUCGCCACCGAAGCCUCGGCUCCCAAUGGCUUUCUCGGCAAGACCGCGUCUCCUCGCCUAGGGCUUACUAUCUCGCAGGAGGCGACCGAAGCAGGGCACCAGAUCACUGCUUGUAGUGGAACACAAAGAAACUGCAGAGACUUCCGCAUCCUUCAGUGAGAAGAAAGAAACCAACAGAGCAAGAUUAAAACUGGCUUGUUUCUGGUGGUGUGUUUGUACAAAAGCUGCCUGGGGAGGGGGGGUGGAGAGCAGAAAAGAAGGAAACGUCCCUGAUAUUUAACAAGCUGUGAAAUGAAGCACUGCUGCUUCUCCUGCUAAGCUUCAGAUUCCAAGGUUCAUCUGCUAUUCAUCGUGCUUAAUAUACAUGUUUCUGCACCGUGCAUUUAGAAGAUCCCAGAAAGGAAUUCAAAACGGCUGCGGGGGAAAAGCCACCAAACAUGCCUACAGAAACACUACAGACAGGUAGCAUGGUCAAACCUGUCAAUCCUGCCAUCACUUUCACUUCAGCUGUUCCUCUCCGCAUUUUAAACAAAGGACCUGAUUAUUUUCGCAGGCAAACGGAGCCUAAUCCAAAAAGACUUAGCGCCGUGGAGAGGCUGGAAGCUGACAAGGCAAAAUAUGUGAAAAGCCAAGAAGUCAUCAACGCCAAACAAGAACCUGUGAAGCCAGCAGUGCUUCCAAAGCCGCCAGUGUGCCCUGCAGCUAAGCGAGCCUUGGGCAGCCCUACCUUGAAAGUAUUUAGCAACAAUGCAAAGACUGAGAGUGGUGUCCAGAGAGAGAACCUGAAGUUGGAAAUUUUGAAGAAUAUUAUAAACAGUUCAGAGGGCUCCAGUUCAGGUUCAGGUCACAAACACAGUUCGCGAAAUUGGCCUCCCCACAAAUCUGACACAGGAGACUUAAAUCGUCACUCAUUUGCAGAAUCCCUAAAGGUUUAUCCCACCCAAAGUUCUAACAGUCCUCAAGAAAGCAGCUCCAGUGUGAGUAGAAGGCUACUGGAACAAUCGGCAGAAUCUUUCUUGCAUGUUUCACAUAGUUCCUCAGACAUUAGGAAAGUAUCCAGUGGUAAACCUUUAAAAGCAAUACCCUGCAGUAGUUCAGCUCCACCUCUGCCUCCAAAACCCAAAAUUGCAACCAUCACUAUGUUGAAAUCACCAGAGAUGGACUCAGUGGAAUCCACUUGUGGAGUAAGCAGACGACCUUCCCUUCAACGGUCGAAGUCGGACUUAAGUGAUAGAUACUUUAGAGUCGAUGCAGACGUUGAAAGGUUCUUUAACUACUGUGGACUUGAUCCUGAAGAGCUUGAAAAUCUUGGAAUGGAAAAUUUUGCAAGGGCUAACUCUGACAUUAUCUCUCUCAACUUUCGCAGUGCAAGUAUGAUCAGUUCAGACUGUGAACAGUCUCAGGAUAGCAACAGUGACCUUAGGAAUGAUGACAGUGCCAAUGACCGUGUGCCAUAUGGUAUUUCUGCAAUAGAAAGAAAUGCCAGAAUCAUCAAGUGGUUAUACAGCAUCAAACAAGCUAGGGAGUCACAGAAAGUGUCCCAUGUGUGAGUGAAUGUUGGAGAGGGGAGGGGGGAGGCAAAGAAAGACUAAUUUGUGUAUAUUCAGUUGUGAAGGGUUGUGAAGUCUACUUGAAGUCUUAAUACACUUCUCAGAUCUCUUUUUAUGUUCCUUGUUGUGCAAUGUUUUCAAGUUGCAUGCCUGUCAACAUGUGAACUGACCUGGCUUCUACUUGAAUAAUAACUAGCUACAGAGCCUGGCUGAGCAUACACACAUUAUCUGCCAAAGGUUUAAGACCAGAAUCUAAAUAGGGCUUUUGUUAUUCAAUAAAUUGUUUACAUUAAAUGGUAAUAUGGUUUCUUUAUAAUAGAUUGUAGUCUCUUGACGUUUUUUUUAAAUAUAUAUAUAUAUAUAUAUUUGGCCACUUUUGAUGUUUUAAGCACAACUUAAUUUGCUUAAGAAAGGAAAGGGGGAAACAUUUCAUAAAUAAGGUUAUCAUAAACCUUAGCUAGAACUGCAUAGUAGUUUGUGGAAAAAUGGAUCAGAUGAACUUUCUGUUACCUACAAUGUAUAAUUCAUCUUAUUUCAUUUUUUUUUCUUUUCAAGCUAUGUUCCAUGGUUUUCUGUUUUAAUAUUCUAACCAGAGACCCCUUCAUAAACACAUUCUUCCUAUGGUCUUUUUCCAUAUACUAUAAGUAGCUAGGAAAGUGUUUCAAACUUUUUAAACUACUAUUGUGGAUUAUGAUGAAAAAAAGAUCUGUCAUAUCUUAGUUUCCCUAAUAAAGGGCAAUUUGGUUUUGUUGUUGUUGUUUUGGAAAGUAACUAGAUAGUGAAUAAUAAAAAUGAUGAUGAUGCCUUUAAAGGAAGGUUCCUUGUCUUAAACUUUUGACAGGAGUUGUUAAAUCCUGUUUGCUUAUCUUGAAUGCCUUUAAAUAGACAAAGCACAUCAUGAUUACAAGCUCCUGCUGCUGACUACAUUUUUGUAGACCUGUUUGAGCAUUUCAUGAAUAGAAAAUGGAAAUACACAGCCAUAGCAGUGUAAGAACUUCUUACCCAAAAAUUAAACACACAAUUUAGCUGAACUAUAUCUGAGAAAGUGUCAUUAUGUUGUCUUAACUAUGUUAUAUCUUAAGGCUGUGGAAGUUUGUUACAGCUCUAGGAACUGUAGAAACAUGACAGUAUGUAGCUUUAUUUUUGGUUGUCCCUUAUUCCUGUCCCUCCAGUGUUCAGUGCUGCACGUCAAUCUUUUUUUUUUUUUUUUACAAACUUGUGUCUUCCCAAUGGUUUAACUGUCACAUCAAUGUGGCAGUUGUGGUGCAUAGCAGAGAAGUUAAAAGUGCAGUGGUCUAUUUCAUUAUUAUUAUUACUAUUCUUAUUAUUCAUGCUUUGAAGUACUUUGCAGCACUAUAUACUUCGUCAGCUAAUAGGAAACUUUUUAAUGUGUAAAUGCUGUAAGACUUUGUAUAUAUUUCAGUUGUUACGAGAUCUUUAAGAAAAGUGUUAUGCUAAUAAAUAGCUA
Molecule: messenger RNA, 3738 nt
Organism: Crotalus tigris (Tiger rattlesnake)
Lineage: Eukaryota; Metazoa; Chordata; Lepidosauria; Squamata; Viperidae
Gene: FAM110B
Product: family with sequence similarity 110 member B
Exons: 2
Coding region: 1158-2270 (370 amino acids)
Source: RefSeq, a predicted model, not a curated record